AUGGCUACAGAGACUCUCAAUCCAUUGGCACUGAAUGCAGAUAUUCACAAUGCGCUGCCUACUGAGAAAGUAGACGGUACAUGCUGCUAUGUUGCAAAUCACAAAGGUUGCCCAUAUUUGUGGGCACGUUUUGAUAGGAAACCAACAAAGCAAACUGAUAAGAAAUUUAAAAAGCACAUUCGUUCAAAAGGAAGCCCCAAAGACUUCAUUUGGAAUGUUGAUGAGGACUUCAGACCUGUUCCUGAUUUCUGGAUUCCAGCAAAAGGUGUGAGAACGGUGGAUGGAAAGGCAUACCCUGAUGAAAAUGGUCAUAUACCAGGUUGGGUGCCUGUGGAGAAUGGCAAUAAGCAAUACUGUUGGCAUUCAAGUGCUGUAAAUUAUACAUUAAGUGUUGCUUUAGUACUAAAGCCACGAUUGGAAGAUCCAGAAGCUUUGGAGAUCUGUCUUGUUCACUUGACGGAUCUCCUUGAACAAACUCUUGAACUUCUAGGAACCAAUAUAAAUGGAAACCCAUAUGGUAUUGGCAAUAAGAAGAAUCCAAUUCAUUUUCUUGUCCCUCAUGGCACAUUUCUCAUUAAGAAUAUUCCAGCCUUGAAUCAUAAUAGUCUCAUAUCCUGGUUUAAUCAUUGUCAGGAGGGAAAAGUUGAAGGAAUUGUAUGGCACUGCAAAGAUGGAUCUUUAAUAAAGCUUCAUCGCCAUCAUCUUGGAUUACCCUGGCCACUUAAGGACACGUACCUGAGUUCAAAACCAGUUUUCAUCCGAAUUAAUUUAUGUAAAUAUGAAGAGGCUUCCCAUUGUUUAACACGAUUUGCCAAAAUAGAUGCUCUGCAGUAUGACAGCUUAAAAGAGGUUUUAUUGGACUGA
Staurois parvus is the source of this 864-nucleotide messenger RNA. NCBI's taxonomy places the organism in Eukaryota, Metazoa, Chordata, Amphibia, Anura, Ranidae. The record is from the annotation of a GenBank genome assembly.